Gryllus bimaculatus (two-spotted cricket) is the source of this 1369-nucleotide messenger RNA. Lineage: Eukaryota; Metazoa; Arthropoda; Insecta; Orthoptera; Gryllidae. The record is from the annotation of a GenBank genome assembly.
CAGUGGGAGGGCACCUGGCGAGAGUUCCUGACCCUGCCGAAUAUCCUGAAGGAGUUCAACCCGAACCUGACGGGGUACGCGGUGCAGACGCGCUCAGCGCACAGAAGGCGUCCGUUUCAACGUGGCGGAGGGCGGCGCAUUCAGCAGCGACCUGCCCCUGCAGGCGCGCAACCUCGUCAAGCGCAUGCGCGCCGACGCCGGGCGUCGACCUGCAGAACGACUGGAAGAUGGUGACGCUGAUGAUCGGCUCCAACGAUUUCUGCGGCUUCGUGUGCCUGGAGGAGGACAUGAACGCCACCGUGCGUCGCCACGGCGAGGACCUGGAGCGGGCGCUCGACCACCUGCAGGCCUCGCUGCCGCGCACCAUCGUCAACCUCAUCGUCACGCCAAAUCUGGAAUCGUUGAUGAACGUCACUCACUUGUGGCCUCAAUGCUACGUCACACAUCGCGUGGAAUGUUGGUGCUUAUUCGGCAGCAAGUACAAGGCGAGACGUCGUGAGGUAGUGAAGAUAAUGCGUUUGUGGCAGCUGGAAGAGCGGCGUGUGGCAACAAGUGAGCGGUAUCGCCAGAAGGAGGAUUUUGUUGUCAAUUUGCAGCCCAUGGUGGAAUUUGUAGUGAUUCCUAAAAAGGGAAAUCGAAGUGAUUUAAAUUUUCUAUCAGAAGACUGCUUUCACCUUAGCCAGAAAGGAAUCGCAAUGGGAGCGAACGGCCUCUGGAUGAACUUGUUGGAGUCUGACGACGAGAAGUCGACCACCUUCCCCGACCCAGCGUUCUCCCGCUUUCUGUGCCCCACAGAGGAGCGCCCCUUCAUCUCCACGUGGGGUAACGACGGGGGCCGCGGCCCCUCGUAAGCGAAGGGAAGGACGGCCAGAGCGAUAUGGGAUCGCCGCAGCACACAAACCUAAUUUGAGGUGCAAAGGAGAGUUCGAAACUUUAAAAAAAGGCAAAAGGAAACUCUCUGAUAGUACUGAAAUAAUGGUGUCUUUAGAAGCCUAGAGUCAAACCCAGGGCUUCUCAAAAGGGUCGGCAUCGACCCCCUAGGAGACACUGAAAUUUUAAAGGAAUCAGUCAUUGAUGAGUAAGAUGUCGCCUGAAGGGCGAUACCCGGAUACGCGCCGACACGACUGAGUAAUAAAAUUAAGAUCAAGACCCCACUUAUAUAAAAAAGUUGGUUGCUUUCUGAUAUAAAACUCCAAAACAUCUAAAAGACAUUGCAAAUUUGGUUCUGAUUUUGAGUUUCACAUCAUUCACACUAAUGAAAAUUGAACUUUUGUCCAAUCUUAAUGUGAAAUUGUUUUUGAAAAGUUGUUUGUACUCUAAAAAUGACAAUAGUACAAAAAUAACAAAAUAAAUCUAAUAAACAAUUUUU